Sarcophilus harrisii (Tasmanian devil) is the source of this 3160-nucleotide messenger RNA. RefSeq names its product calpain 10 (gene CAPN10). Gene Ontology annotation, biological process: proteolysis. The transcript has 13 exons. Gene Ontology annotation, molecular function: calcium-dependent cysteine-type endopeptidase activity. Gene Ontology annotation, cellular component: cytoplasm. NCBI's taxonomy places the organism in Eukaryota, Metazoa, Chordata, Mammalia, Dasyuromorphia, Dasyuridae. The coding region runs from base 545 to 2575 and encodes 676 amino acids. The record is from RefSeq and is a predicted model, not a curated record.
CCCCAGCGGCCCCACUCCCUAAGGAGCCCUCGCCAACUGCCCAGCGCCGCGCGGGCCCGGGAGCCCCCUGGUGGGGGCUCGGGAAGCAGCCGCGCCGCCCGGGGCAGGAAGUGGCAGCGGCGCCUUCCGGGGAGCGCCCCGACACAUGGAGAAACUGGGGCUCAGGGAGAAGGCGCCGGUGGAAGAGCCGCCCCUUUCCCGGCCUGCGCGGGCCCCGGCAGAGGGCGCAGCGCCCCGGGCUGGAGGCGGCGACGUCUGCGGCUGCGCGGAGGGCCCGGGCCGGCCGGGGAAGCGGCUCGCCAUUGGUCGGGCGUGUCUCGUGACACCCCUGAAAAGCCUGAUUGGCUGCGGUGCGGGAGGCGGGCCGUUGCUGUGGAGACGGAGUGACAGGAGGGAAGUGACAGGAGGCGAGUGACGGUCCGUCCGGGCUCGGGGCGGCGGCCGCGGCUCCAGGAGCCGGAGGGAGGAGGAGUGGGCCGGGGAGCCGGGGCCGGGCGGAGUUUGAGGUGGGAGACGAAGUUCUGGCAGCUGCGGCCCCUUUGUGAUGCUGAAAAUGCCGGCAGAUGGAGCCGAGUCCCCUGCUGAGAGAGACUUCUUCAAGGAUGCCGCGUUCCCUGCCUGUGAUUCUUCCCUCUUUUGUACCUUUUCCACUCCCCUGGCGCAGUUCCGAGAAGAUAUCACCUGGCUGCGCCCACAGGAAAUUUGCUCUACUCCCCGAUUGUUCCCAGAUAACCCACAGGAAGGCCAGAUAAAGCAAGGGAUUCUGGGAGACUGCUGGUUUCUCUGUGCCUGUGUAGCUCUCCAGAAGAACAAACAUCUCUUGGAUCAGGUGAUUCCACCAGGACAGCCCAGCUGGCCGGAUCUAGCCUAUCGCGGCUGUUUCACCUGCCGGGUGUGGCAGUUUGGACAGUGGGUCGAGGUGACUGUGGAUGACCGCCUGCCCUGCCUUGGGGGGCGACUGUGCUUUUCCCAGUGUCAGACAGAGGAUGUGUUCUGGCUUCCCUUGCUGGAAAAGGUGUAUGCCAAGUUCUACGGGUCCUAUGAACAGCUGUGGGCGGGGCAGGUGGCGGACGCCUUGGUGGAUCUAACUGGAGGCCUGGCAGAAAGAUGGAGCCUGAGGGACCCAGGAGGACCCCGGGACACGGCCAGGAGUCCCAGCAGCCUGGAGCCCACGACCUUCCGGAAGCUGCUGGGUCUCAAGGACCAGUGUGUGAUAAGCUGCUCAGUGCUCAGCUCCAGGGGAGGGGCCAGUGAACUGGGGGAGUUUCACGCCUUCAUCAUCUCGGACGUCCGGGAGCUGCGCAGUCGUCUGGGCAGGGAGCUGCUCUUGCUCCGGAUUCUGAACCCGUGGGGUCGGCGAUGCUGGCGAGGGCCCUGGAGAGAGGAGGGCGAGGGCUGGAGCCAGUUAGAGCCAGAAGAUGCCUCGGAACUCUUGUCUCAGCUCCAGGAAGGGGAGUUCUGGGUGGAAGAGGAGGAGUUUGUCCGGGAGUUUGACGAGAUCACCAUCAGCUACCCCAUCACAGAGGAGGGUCACCUGCAGAGCCUCUAUACUGCAAAGGUGUUACGUCAUACCCAGAAGCUGCCUGGGGCCUGGGUCAAAGGGCAGUCAGCUGGAGGUUGCCGGAACAACAGCAGUUUCCCCAGCAACCCCAAGUUCUGGCUGCGAGUCUUGGAACCCAGUGAGGUGUGCAUCGCUCUCCUGCAGAGGCCCCAGGUGUGCCAGGCCGACUGGGCAGGCCGCAUCCUGCCUCCGCCUCCAGGCCGAGGGGGCCGAGCCGCCCUGAGCCCGCGGGGCCUCCCGGGGAAGGAGCACCAGGCCGUGGGGCUGCACGUGUGGAAGGUGGAGAAGAAGCGGGUCAGUCUGCCCGCGCUGCUGUCUGCCCCCCCGGUGGCUGGCACCGCCUGCCACGCCUACGACCGGGAGGUCCACCUGCUCUGCAGCCUCUCUCCCGGCUACUACCUGGUGGUCCCCAGCACCUUCCUGAAGGACGCCACCGGGCACUUCCUGCUGCGUGUGUUUUCCAGUGGCAGGAUCUCCCUCAGGGAAAUCCAGCCGGCCUCAGCCGCCACCUCCCCCUGCGAAGACUUUGCUGCCGGGGAGUGGGAGACGGUGCAGCUGAAGGGGCGCUGGCAAAGCGGGCACAGCGCGGGGGGCAGCAGGAACUUCCCGUCCUACCCCAGCAACCCCUGCUUCCCUCUCUCUGUCCCCCUGGGCACGGGCCCCCACAGCGUCCGGGUCACCCUGCGCCAGCACUGCCAGGACAGUGAGUGCCACCCCAUCGGCUUCCACAUCUUCCAGAUGCCGGAGGGCGGCUGGCCACGGGGGGCCUCCUCCCUGCUCCACCUGGAGCCCCUGCUCAGCUGCGUGCCCCACCGCUAUGCGCAGGAAGUGAGUCGCCUGUGCCGGCUGCCCGCGGGCACUUACAAGAUCGUGCCCUCGACCUACCUGCCCGACACCGAGGGAGAGUUCACCAUCGUUAUAGCAACCCAGAUAGACAGGAGGCCGAUUCGGAGCCAGGAAACCCUGGGGCAGCUCCUGCAGGAGGUCUCCUUCACAGCCGUGAUGAAAAGGUAGCUGGCAAUGCCCGGAGGAGAGCAUUCGGGUGCCGAAGGCUGAGGCCCUGGAGGGCACCUCGUGCCGUGCUCUCUGCUGUGGCCCACGCGGACUCCCGUCUGCCCCUCCCCGGAAGCCCCCUCCCCAGUGCCCUGCACCUGGGCCCACAGUGAUAUACCUCAUUUCCUCAGCUCCACGUUGCCAAUUUUUCAAGCCUUUGAUUUUAGAGACCUCACUGUACUUGACUGGAACAUCACCUCUUACAGAAGAACCUCAGGCGUGUGGGAAGCCAGGAGUCCCCGCUCCUCUCUUCCAGCCCCGACCCAGGGGUGCCAGGACUUUCUGCCAUGGCCAGAGCGGGGAAAGUCCCUGGGACCCUGGGGGAGAACGCUGGGUUGAGAAUUGUAUCAAUUCAUAGCGGGGUUACUGCGCUGCUGGAGAGGAGCUCAGAGAAAUCAUUUACAAAUGAGGAAACACAACCCUAGAGGAAAAGACCCCCAAGGUCUUGCAGGUGGGGGUCGUCGCACCCACAGCCUCCAGCUCCACAGCUCUCUCCCAGAACGGGAAAUGAAUUCAGAAGAGAAGCUCCAAAACCGCGGCGGCUCA